Molecule: messenger RNA, 378 nt
Organism: Sungouiella intermedia
Lineage: Eukaryota; Fungi; Ascomycota; Pichiomycetes; Serinales; Metschnikowiaceae
Source: the annotation of a GenBank genome assembly
AUGUCGGAAGAAAUUGCAGAUAUUCCUAUGGAAACAGAGGUUGAUGAGCAGGAGUACGAUGCAGAGAAGAUCACAUUGUUGCCUGGCUCUUCCGAGGACGGAACUGCUGCCUCGUUCCAGAUCUUGGAUGAAGACCAUACUGUUGGUAACGCAUUGAGAUACAUGAUUAUGAAGAACCCCGAGGUGGAGUUCUGUGGUUACUCGAUUCCUCAUCCAUCUGAGAAUAAGUUGAACAUUCGUAUUCAGACCUAUGGAAACAUCACAGCAUUGGAGGCUUUCCACCAAGGUUUGGACAACUUGUCUGAAUUGUGUACUCACGUGGAAGAGACGUUUACGGAGAAGGUCGAGGCCGGUGGCUACCUGACGGUUGAGCCUUAA